AUGGAGGCAGGCCUUAAAGGGGAAGUGCCUUCAUUUGCCUGUGCCUUAAGCCUGGGUGAUGUCCUAGGAGGCCCCGGCCUACCCUUUUGUGUGCUGGGUUUUUCUCCCUCCUCCAAUCCAGUCCGGAGGAAAACGCCCGAACAGGCCCGGCCUGGAGGGGUGGGCAGGGACUGCCCGCGUGAGUGCCUCUCGGGCACCCGACCCACUUCUCCCCUCGUGUCUCCAGGUAUCAUCGGGCUGGUCGCCUUGUACCUGGUGUUCGGUUAUGGAGCCUCUCUUCUCUGCAACCUGAUCGGAUUCGGCUACCCAGCCUACAUCUCAAUUAAAGCCAUUGAGAGUCCCAACAAAGAAGAUGACACCCAGUGGCUAACAUACUGGGUCGUAUACGGUGUGUUCAGUAUUGCCGAAUUCUUCUCUGAUAUCUUCCUGUCAUGGUUUCCCUUCUACUACAUGCUGAAGUGUGGAUUCUUGUUGUGGUGCAUGGCACCAAGCCCUUCUAAUGGAGCUGAACUGCUCUACAUGCGCAUCAUCCGCCCCAUCUUCCUGAAGCAUGAGAACCAGGUAGACAGUGUGAUGAAGGAUCUGAAAGAUAAAGCCAAAGAGACUGCAGAUGCCAUCACUAAAGAAGCCAAGAAAGCCACCGUGAAUUUGCUGGGCGAAGAAAAGAAGAGCACCUAAGCCAGCGCCUGCACGGGCCCUUUCUGCUCGCGGACCUUCCGGUUAGAGCUUGCUGUUAGAUAGGGAUUGUGUAUGAUCGUCGAAUGAUGUUGCCUUGGAAACAUUUUUGAUAUAUUAAAAAAGUGUUGUGAGUUUG
Messenger RNA from Echinops telfairi (small Madagascar hedgehog), 814 nucleotides. RefSeq names its product receptor accessory protein 5 (gene REEP5). The transcript is spliced from 5 exons. The record is from RefSeq and is a predicted model, not a curated record. Lineage: Eukaryota; Metazoa; Chordata; Mammalia; Afrosoricida; Tenrecidae. The coding region runs from base 1 to 678 and encodes 225 amino acids.